AUGAGCGGCAAUACAGUCUUAAUCACAGGUACCAACCGAGGUAUUGGACUAGCAUUGGCCGAGUUAUACAUCGCUAAGGGAUAUACAGUCAUCAGUGCAGUCCGUAGUCCCGAGAAACAAGCUGCUCUUUCUCCUCGGUCAGGUACAAAAGCAAGACACUUGAUCGUUAAGAUGGACGUGGCCGAUGCGGAGUCAGUGAAAUUGGCUUUCGAUGAAAUCAAGAACAAAUUCAAGAUCGAUCGACUGCACGUUGUAAUCAACGACGCUGCUAUCGGUGUCACCUUGAAGAAUGCCUUCCUCGUUCGAGAUGCUGAUCCGGCUCGAUAUGCGGAGGCCUUCAAUAUCAAUCUCCUGGGUACCUUGCAUCUCUUCACCGCUGCGUACCCUUUACUUCCGCAAGAUGGCAGUGGGAAGUUCAUUGCGAUCUCAACUCUCGCGGCUGUUCAGUCGAUGGAACAUUGGCCCAUUGGAGGCGCAUACUCUUUAAGCAAGAACGCUGUCAACUAUCUUACUCGCCAGAUCCACUUUGAGGAGAAGAACUUGAUCACCUUCACCGUCAGUCCAGGAUGGGUCGAUACCGAUAUGGGCUAUGAAGGAGCGACAGCCUUCGGAGCAGCCGAUGGUCCACCUGAAAAGGUCUCAGUAACUGCCCCCCAAAUCGUCAAUGUCAUCGAGAAUGGAACUCGUGAACGGGAAGGCGGACGAAUGAUCAACUACGACGGUACAAUUUUCGACUGGGGAGCCUUGUACACACUUUCGCAAACAGAUGAUCAAGCCACAUUGAUCUCGGCUUUACACCGAAAUGGAACUGCCAAAUAUGUCACUGCAGUUCAGACAGGAGGCAAAGGAGCAGGUGCCAGAGGUCCUGAUGCUUUACAAUCAAGUGAUUCGUUACUUGUUCAUGACAACUUGCUGUUAGCUGUCAAUCCUGCGAGUGAUGAAUUAUCUCUCUUCUCGAUUAAUCCAGCAGAACCCUGGGACAUCCAACAAGUCGGCAAUAACACAUGGUCAGGAGGGAACUAUCCCACUUCAAUUGCGGUGUCACCUGAUGGGAACAAAGCGUGCGUUACCAAUGCUGGUUCAGACUCGAAUGUCCGAUGUUUCGAUAUCACUCGAAACGGACUGCAACUUAUUACCUCCUUCAACUUCGAUCUCGGACUCAACCAGACAAACCCGCCGAUCGGACCUCCCAAGACCCCUUCGGACCUCGCUUUCACCGCUGAUGGACAAAUCCUGCUGGUGACCGUCAAAGGAUCCGGCAACGCGACUGAAGGUCCGGCAGGUCGGAUCGAGCUCUUCGUCGUGUCUAGUGAUUCUAUCCCUCACAAGUCGACUUUAUAUCCCGCUACUGGCUCAGGGGGAUUUCCAUUCUCUAUCACUCCCAUUGCCAACUGUGGGGCUUACCUUGUGACAGAUCCUGCUGUCGGCGCUGAUUUGAUCCGGAUCGAAAGAGAUGGAUCAGUCUCAUACAAUUCUUCUAUCACUAUUCCAGAUCAAGCUGCCACAUGUUGGAGUGCCUAUUCUUCCGUGACUGACCAGUAUUUCACGAUUGACCUCGCAACUGCCAAAAUUACGCCUUUAUCAAUCAACUCGACCACCCUCGAACCGACUUUACUCCCUGGUGUGAACAUUACUUCCAUCUCGGAAAACCCGGGGUCUUUGGUCGAUGCGAGGAUCGCUCAUUUUUCAGAUCAACAAGAUUACUUGUACUCCCUCGUUGCAGGAGAUCAGACUGCCCGGAUAUUCUCUCUAUCUGCAGGUCAUCAAGGUGGUUUAUCCGACUCUAUCCAGACGUACGAGUUGGGAGCGGCAUUCAAUAGUACUGGAGGUGCUGUAGGGACCAGUAUCGAAGGUUUAGCAGUGUUUCUUCGGCCAUCAUGGUAUUAA
Messenger RNA from Kwoniella mangroviensis CBS 8507, 1887 nucleotides. RefSeq lists its product as uncharacterized. The coding region runs from base 1 to 1887 and encodes 628 amino acids. The transcript is spliced from 14 exons. The record is from RefSeq and is a predicted model, not a curated record. Gene Ontology annotation, molecular function: alcohol dehydrogenase (NAD+) activity; protein binding. Gene Ontology annotation, cellular component: cytoplasm. Lineage: Eukaryota; Fungi; Basidiomycota; Tremellomycetes; Tremellales; Cryptococcaceae.